Molecule: messenger RNA, 872 nt
Organism: Podarcis raffonei (Aeolian wall lizard)
Lineage: Eukaryota; Metazoa; Chordata; Lepidosauria; Squamata; Lacertidae
Product: barrier-to-autointegration factor-like
Exons: 1
Coding region: 218-463 (81 amino acids)
Molecular function (GO): DNA binding
Source: RefSeq, a predicted model, not a curated record
AAAUAGUCAUGGCUUCCCUCCAAGAAUCCUGGGAACUGAUUUGCUAAGAGGGCUGAGAACCCCUUUUCUGCUCCCAGAGCAGUUUAUCAAUCCCUCUUCACAGGGAACUCUGGGAAUUGUAGCUCUGUGAAGAGACUAGUGGGUCUUCUAACAACUCUCAGCACCCUUUGGUGGGAGCAGUGGUUGAGGCGAGAGAGCAGGCAGAGCUGCAGGCAACAUGACCACCAGUCAGAAGCAUCAGGACUUCAUGGCUGAGCCCAUGGGGGACAAGUCUCUUGGUACUUUAGCUGGCAUUGGAGAUGUACUUGGCAGGAAGCUGGAAGACAAAGGCUUUGACAAGGCAUACGUGGUUCUGGGACAGUUCUUAGUGCUGAAGGACCUCUUCCGCGAGUGGCUGAAGGACACAUGCGGUGCCAACGCCAAGCAAUCCAGACUGUUAUGGCUGCCUGAAGGAAUGGUGUGAUGCUUUCUUGUGAUUGUUGGCCAAAGCCUGGUGGGUGCUGUGAGGGCUUUUGUAGUUGAAUAGAGAUUGUUGCUCCCCAUCUCUCUCAGCACCUACUUCUUAUAAACCUUCCAACAUCUACACAAGCUGCUGAGGGCUAUUGCUCCCAACACUGGGGUGGGGUGGGGUGAAGCCAUGGCUGCCUUUUAAUGUAACUGAAUCUUUUUUCCUCCAGGGAGAGGAUUGAGAAACAUCAAAUGUUCUAAACAUCAAGUAGGUAGUUGUUUUUUACGUGGCUUUAAUAGCACCCCCCCUCACUGUUAGGCCACCCAACUCCAGAACCAGACCUGCCUGCUAACAAUAAUGGAAGUUCCCCUACUAUCUUUGUUUGAGCUCCAAUUAGACUGAGAUUUACCCGUCAAUUCUGAAG